Messenger RNA from Macrosteles quadrilineatus (aster leafhopper), 3176 nucleotides. RefSeq names its product coatomer subunit beta' (gene beta'COP). The record is from RefSeq and is a predicted model, not a curated record. Gene Ontology annotation, molecular function: structural molecule activity; protein binding. Gene Ontology annotation, cellular component: COPI vesicle coat. The transcript is spliced from 18 exons. The coding region runs from base 112 to 3099 and encodes 995 amino acids. Gene Ontology annotation, biological process: intra-Golgi vesicle-mediated transport; endoplasmic reticulum to Golgi vesicle-mediated transport; retrograde vesicle-mediated transport, Golgi to endoplasmic reticulum. NCBI's taxonomy places the organism in Eukaryota, Metazoa, Arthropoda, Insecta, Hemiptera, Cicadellidae.
UACGUCACGUCACCGUCAUCUGUCUUUUUGCUUGAUGCCGUGGAUUGUUUAUCUUUUUAACUUGCAUCAAUAACUUGAUAUUCAUCUAAAAUAUUUAAUUAACUCCUAGUCAUGCCUCUGCGGUUGGAUAUCAAACGGAAGCUCACGGCAAGAUCGGAUCGUGUGAAAUGUGUGGAUUUGCACCCAACAGAACCAUGGAUGUUGGCAUCACUGUACAAUGGAAAUGUACACGUAUGGAACCAUGAGUCUCAGCAACUCGUCAAAUCAUUUGAGGUGUGUGAUUUGCCAGUCCGAGCAGCAGUAUUUGUGCCUCGCAAGAACUGGAUAGUCACCGGUUCUGAUGACAUGCAAGUGCGAGUCUUCAACUACAACACUCUAGAGAGAGCCCACGCUUUUGAAGCACACUCAGACUACGUGCGAUGCAUUGUGGUACAUCCCACCCAACCUUACAUUCUCACUAGCAGUGAUGACAUGCUGAUUAAGUUGUGGAACUGGGAGAAGCAGUGGUCUUGCCAGCAGGUGUUUGAGGGCCACACUCACUACGUGAUGCAGAUUGUGAUCAACACCAAGGACAACAACACUCUGGCCAGUGCGUCCUUGGACAGGACUGUAAAGGUGUGGCAGCUAGGAUCCCCCACCCCUAACUUCACCCUGGAAGGCCAUGAGAAGGGGGUGAACUGUGUAGACUACUACCACGGUGGGGACAAACCCUACCUGAUCUCUGGCGCAGACGACAGGAUGGUCAAGAUAUGGGACUAUCAGAACAAGACAUGUGUUCAAACACUAGAGGGACACGCUCAAAACAUCUCUGCAGUCUGUUUCCAUCCAGAGCUGCCGAUAGUGUUGACUGGUAGUGAGGAUGGCACUGUACGUAUCUGGCACUCCGGCACAUACCGUCUUGAGUCCUCUCUCAACUAUGGCUUCGAGCGUGUCUGGACAAUUGCCUGCAUGCGAGGAUCAAACAAUGUUGCUAUCGGGUACGACGAAGGGAGCAUCAUGGUGAAGGUAGGCAGAGAAGAGCCGGCUGUGUCGAUGGAUGUUAACGGAGAGAAGAUAGUGUGGGCAAGACACUCGGAAAUACAACAAGCCAAUUUGAAGGCGAUGCCGGAGGGUAUUGAGAUCAAAGACGGAGAGCGACUGCCAGUGGCUGUGAAGGACAUGGGAAGCUGUGAGAUCUACCCGCAGACCAUUGCGCACAACCCCAAUGGCAGGUUUGUGGUGGUGUGCGGAGAUGGUGAGUACAUCAUCUACACAGCCAUGGCGCUGCGUAACAAAGCGUUUGGCUCGGCUCACGAGUUUGUUUGGGCUCAAGAUUCCUCUGAGUACGCAGUCAGAGAGGGAACCACCACUGUCAAAGUCUUCAAGAACUUCAAAGAGAAAAAAUCCUUCAAGCCAGAGUUUGGAGCGGAAGGUAUUUUCGGAGGGUUUCUGUUGGGGGUUCGAUCAGUGUCAGGCCUGGCUCUCUACGACUGGGAGAACUUAGAAUUGGUGAGGCGCAUUGAGAUACAGCCAAAACAUGUGUUCUGGUCGGAGAGUGGGGAACUGGUUGCCCUGGCAACGGAGGACAGCUACUUUGUGUUGCGCUACGACGCCAACGCUGUUCUAGCAGCGAGGGAACAGGGAGGCGACGCAGUGACGCAGGAUGGUGUGGAGGAGGCGUUUGAUGUUUUGGGUGAAGUGCACGAAUCGGUUCGCACAGGAUUGUGGGUCGGAGACUGUUUCAUCUACACCAACAGUGUUAACCGCAUCAACUACUACGUAGGUGGAGAGAUAGUGACGGUGUCUCAUCUAGACAGGACCAUGUAUCUGCUAGGCUAUGUGGCCAAGGAUAACAGACUGUACCUUGGAGACAAGGAGCUCAACAUUGUGUCUUACAGUUUACUCCUAUCAGUAUUAGAGUACCAAACCGCUGUGAUGAGGGGAGAUUUUGAAACAGCAGACAAAGUAUUGCCCACCGUACCCACACAGUAUCGCACCCGAGUUGCUCACUUCCUGGAGAAGCAAGGGUUCAAGCAGCAGGCGCUGGCAGUGUCCACUGAUCCAGAGCACAGGUUUGAGCUUGCGCUGCAGCUAGGAGAGCUACAGAUCGCUACCACCCUGGCUCGUGAGGCCGGCCACACACAGAAGUGGCGACAGUUGGCAGAACUGGCCACGAGCAGGGGUCAGCUGCAGUUGGCGCAGGAGUGUCUACACCAGGCGCAAGACUUUGGCGGCCUGCUGCUACUAGCCACCUCUGCUGGUAACGCGGAGAUGGUCCGCAAGCUUGGUGACUCUGCAGAAACCACUGGCAAGAACAACGUAGCUUUCCUCUCAUUCCUGCUGCUUGGGGAACUGGACAAAUGUCUGCAGAUACUUAUUGAUACAGACCGCCUGCCAGAGGCUGCGUUUUUUGCUAGGACAUACAUGCCGAGUCAGAUGAGUCGAGUGGUGCAGUUGUGGCGAGAGUCGCUGUCCAAGGUCAGUGAGAAGGCAGGACAGUCCCUGGCGGACCCCAAGGACUAUGAGAACCUGUUCCCAGGACUUCAGGACACUCUCAAGACUGAGCAAUAUCUUGAGCCUGAGAGGCGAAGUUUGCUGCCAGCGUCUGCUUUCCCCAACCUUCCGGCCAAUCAUGAUAGGAACCCUGUGGCUGAGAUGAGGGAGGCUGAGGCCAACGCUAGGUUCCACUACAGACCCCCCGGAGUGUCGGUAGAGGACGAGGUGUUGUCUCACGGAGGCAAAGGAGAUGAGGAUCGUCUCCUCCGAGGAUCAGUAGACCCGGUUUUGAUGUCAUCCCCUGCAGGAGAGUUUACGUUGCCGCCUAAAGCUGCGCCGAGCCAACCAGUCAAACCUCCCCCCACCACCUCGACACAAGACGAUGAUGAUCUUGAGCUGGACUUGGACAACAUGAACCUCGAUGACAUUGACACAUCGUUUGACUCCUGGUUGGAUACGAAUGAGAACGCUGGAGAAAACCUCCCUGCUGCUAACUUGACAGAAAGUGGUCCUGUCAAACAUCUGACUAAGGGGGAUGAAGGCGAGCUUGACCUGGAUAGUAUGAAUUUUGAUGAUAUUGCCACCUCUGACAUCAACUUAGAAGAUGAAGACCUAAUGGAUUAAACAAAUUAUUUCCAAACACUGUAAUUAUUAUUUCCAUUUAUAGUUUGUUAUAAGAUAAAUAUAUUAUUCGACCAUUU